Molecule: messenger RNA, 1236 nt
Organism: Penaeus vannamei (Pacific white shrimp)
Lineage: Eukaryota; Metazoa; Arthropoda; Malacostraca; Decapoda; Penaeidae
Product: phytanoyl-CoA dioxygenase, peroxisomal
Biological process (GO): fatty acid alpha-oxidation
Molecular function (GO): phytanoyl-CoA dioxygenase activity
Source: RefSeq, a predicted model, not a curated record
CACUUCCGUAAGGCUAUUUCCUGCCACUACGCCAGCUCUCACUGCCACUACAUUGAUGUAAGGGGAACGACACAGGAAAACAUCGCCAAGGAAGUAGAAGAGAUCGCACUGAAGAGGGGUGUGAGUCUUGGUUUCAAGGAAAUCUGGAACGUGCGGAGCCGUUGUGUACGAGGCGUAGAGGACAGCCUGUAGUAGACCUGAUGAAACAUGAAGAGAACAAACCACCACUUCUGUUCUUUUCACUUUUGAAUUAUAUGGCAAAGAGUGUAUAAGAUUUUCUUUAUUUAGGAAUUGGUUUGAAAAAUGAGUGCUUAUGUAGUAGAUAACAUAAUAAGAUAAUAGAUAGAUUUAAAAGAUAGAGAUAUGAAAAUUAUUGUGUAAAUAUAUUACUAAAUUUGUUUUAUACAUUUCUGGCAGGCUUCUAAUCCAAAGACAUGGUUAAUUCAAUAAUAAUUUGAUUUGAUCUAUAUUGAAAAUUUUUAAUUUCAUCCUCAAAAUGGUUGUGUCACACCUUUCUAAAGCAUUUUGUGCCAUUACUAAUUUACAAAUUUUCUGUUAUAGUUUAUACAGAGUUUGUGAGACAGUUAUUUCAUAAAAUAGCCCAUUUAAUUACAACUGGAAAUUAUUUGUAAAAUCUACAUUUAAAAGAUGUUUGUGACUUACUUGAAUUCCUUUUUACAAGAAAUGAUUGUAGUUUUUCAGGGAAGUUAAGUAAAACUAAUCUACAUUUCCAUGUCUAUGCCACUGAACAAAUGAUAAUACCGUUUGAAUAUCUUGUUAAAGGUAUGAAGGUAAUAUGAAGCUUUUUCUUUUCUUUUUUUCUUUUUCUUUGUGUCCUUCACUAUGAAUUUCAGUGAUCAAGGCAGUUAAUGUACUGCUGCAGGGAAAAUGGUGCUAUUUUCAUUAUUCUUUUUUAUAAAUCAUCUAGAUUAAUAGAUUUGGGACAGGAUUGUUUAUGAGGUUUACUUGAUCCAUUCAAAGAAACAUACACUUAUCCAGACCCACAGUCACAUAUACUUGCAUUCACAUUGAAACCCACUCGCACACACAGGCACGCACGCAAACUUACUCACAAAUAUGCACAUGCGCACCCCCCCCCCCACACACACACACACUUUCAUGCACAAAAGGCAUAGAUUUCCUUUGUAACUCUAUAUUCAUUAUAUUUUGAGAUAUGUAGUAAUGAUUUAAAGUGAUCAAAUAUAUUAUUGGCAGAAAUAAAAUUAUUAAAAGUAA